Messenger RNA from Trypanosoma theileri, 1338 nucleotides. Its product is annotated as putative MYH7B protein. Lineage: Eukaryota; Euglenozoa; Kinetoplastea; Trypanosomatida; Trypanosomatidae. The annotation marks the transcript as partial. The transcript has a single exon. The record is from RefSeq and is a predicted model, not a curated record.
AUGGAUUUCUUUAAAAGGCAACAUGCAACGGUUCCAGUUCCUGAUCAAGAGGAACUAGAAAUGCUGCGGCAGAAAAAUAAGACAUUGGAGGAGUUAGUAAAGGUUAAAGAAGACGAAUUGCAGGAAGAAAAACAAAAAUUCGCCAUCCUCCAGCAAAAGACUGCCGAUUGGAAAGAGAAAGUAAAACAGUACACUACCCGUGAUAGAACCCGAAUUGCUGAGCUAGAAGAAGAGCUUACAGUGUUGAAAACUAUACGUGACACCAGUAAUGUAGGUAUGUCGGCAGAACUGCAAUCUCUGGUAGAUCAGGCAAUUACAAAGGUGCGUGAUGAACACAAACAACAACUCGAAAAACAACAGGGAGAAUUAAGUAAGGCUCGUGUAACCAUAGAAGAAGGUGAGGCAAAACUACAGGAGGUCCAACAAUCUUUGGGAAAUCUUCAGGAACAAUAUAUUGCACUUCAACAACGAUUCAGUAAUGAAAUGGAGGCGCUGACAAAACACCAUGAUAUGGAACUGCAACAGCUUCGAGAACAUCAAAACAACAGUGAAAAGAUUUCUGAACUUGAGAAGUACAUAAGAAAACAACAAGAAGAGAUAGAAACCUUGGAAAAUCACUCUAAUCAACAGAAAACUCUUUCUGAUGAGAUUCAGAAAGAGCUGGUAGAUCUCAGGGCAGAGAAAGAAAGACUGGAAGCACAAUUGCAUGAUUCUUCUCAGAAAUUGGCAUUCUUCAAGGAACAGCAAAAACAAUGGGUUGAGAAUGCAAACAAUACAAAAUUAUCAGAAGAAAAAACAACCCAACAGUUCCGUGAAACCCUUGAACAAAGACAACAAAGUGGAUCACCCGAAAGAGAUGGCAUUCCAUCACUUGAAAAAUUGCAAAAAUGGAAGGAAAAAGUAAAACAAGAUAAAAUCAAAGAUUUAGAGAAUAUACGUUCUCUAACACAACAGCUUCAGCAAUCAAAACAACGAACACAAAGAGCAAAUAAAAUUAUUAUUGAAAUAGAGGAAGAACUGAAAAACAACCCUCCUAACGUUUCACAUUGUAUCGAUCUUGCACAUAGUUACCAUAUAUCGGAUGAAUCAUCCCAAUCAAAUGAAAUAGCACCUUCUACACAAAGUACUAUGACAUCACCUCUGACAGUGAAAAGCGAAAAGGGAGAAGAGUGCGAUAGUAGCUCUACAGAGCAACAGAAUAAGCUGGAGAGUGCGCUCCAGGAACGAGAAACCUUACAGCGGGAGCUAGACAGUGCACGUGAGGAACUGCGGUUGCUGCGUGAGCAGUUUAGUAGUACCUCUGCAGAGAAGGAGGCUGAGCUGGACAGUGCACGUGAG